AUGGCCGACCAGGAAGUUAAGGCGGUGGAGAUACAGCAGGAACCACCGCCUCCCGAUUCAAAAGCCAGACGACAGAAGAGAGUAGAGAUUCUCCAGGCAUGCAAGAAACAAGACAUUAGAUCUCUAGCGAGGCUUGCUACCUCUGAAGGUGGUUUGCUACAAGAUGAUAUCCGCGUACAAGCUUGGCCAAUUCUCCAGGGAUAUGACAAAACUGCCCACAACAGGGAGCUACCGCCAUUACCAGAAUUGCCCAGCCAUGGUGAUGAGGAGCAGGUUAAGUUAGAUGUGAAUAGGUCAUUCGUCUACUAUCCGAACUAUAAGACAGAGCAACUCUUGGAAGACAAAAGAAACGAGCUCCUAGAUCUGAUCAUAUCGGUUCUGAGGAGAAACCCAAUGCUCUGCUAUUUCCAAGGAUAUCACGACAUUGCUCAAGUGCUAUUACUGGUACUUGGCCGUAGACAUGCAUACCUGGCACUAGAGCAGAUAUCCCUCUUCCGGAUAAGAGACUAUAUGCUCCCAUCCCUCUCUCCAGCCAUCACGCAUCUCCAGCUGCUACCUCCCAUCAUCACAGCGGUAGACGAGAAACUUGGCCAGCAUUUAGCUGGCAUCCAGCCGUUUUUCGCUCUAGCUGCCACCCUCACACUCUAUGCUCACGAUAUAGAAGAAUACGUUGACAUUGCCCGGCUUUAUGACUUCAUCCUCGCUCAUGAACCGGUCGUAUCGAUUUAUCUAUUUGCUACCAUCAUUCUUUCAAGAAAGGACGAACUGUACGAUAUUCCCGUCGAUGAGCCCGAAAUGAUCCACGGCAUCCUAUCAAAACUACCCAAUCCGCUGAACCUUGAAGCCCUGAUUUCAAGGACUAUGCAGAUAUAUCAUGCUCACCCACCUGAAAAGCUUCCCCGUGAGGCAUGGAGAUCCAUUUCUCCCUAUAGUGUCCUUAAAACUCUAAGAAACCCCGGACUGCACUCAACACGCGAGCAGGCAAGGGCGUAUUUCCAAAAGCAACUCCAAAGCCUCCGGUGGGAGCAAAGGCGCAAAGACGCUGUGAUCCUGCUUCAAAAACACUCUCGUUCAAUCCAACUCGUUGGUGUCACUGUCGUCGUCGGGGUAUUAUCAUACUGGGUGAUGAAACGGGACCCUGACACGAUCAAGUACCUCUGGCGCUUCCUCGGGCCAUUGAGGACUACAUUUGGAAUAUGA
Molecule: messenger RNA, 1200 nt
Organism: Arthroderma uncinatum
Lineage: Eukaryota; Fungi; Ascomycota; Eurotiomycetes; Onygenales; Arthrodermataceae
Product: TBC1 domain family member 20
Exons: 3
Coding region: 1-1200 (399 amino acids)
Biological process (GO): positive regulation of GTPase activity; endoplasmic reticulum to Golgi vesicle-mediated transport
Cellular component (GO): endoplasmic reticulum membrane
Molecular function (GO): GTPase activator activity
Source: RefSeq, a predicted model, not a curated record